Pichia membranifaciens NRRL Y-2026 is the source of this 2403-nucleotide messenger RNA. RefSeq lists its product as hypothetical. Gene Ontology annotation, biological process: protein deubiquitination. Gene Ontology annotation, molecular function: cysteine-type deubiquitinase activity. NCBI's taxonomy places the organism in Eukaryota, Fungi, Ascomycota, Pichiomycetes, Pichiales, Pichiaceae. Bases 1 to 2403 code for a protein of 800 amino acids. The record is from RefSeq and is a predicted model, not a curated record. The transcript has a single exon.
AUGUCACUGGUAUUUGACCAAAACAGCAAGAGCAGAAAGAAAACCAUCAAUCCUGUGAUUGAAAACCUACUGAAAGAGCCCAUCUCUUUCCAACUCGCAAAGUACCCGGACAAGGUGUCAAUCAAGCCGUCCAGCUACACCGUCUUCAAGGGCUACAAAAAGGGCAAAACCCCAGACGCCUCCGCCGCUGCCAGCCCCGAGCCCAACACACGUCCCGAACCCGAAAGAAUGACUCGUCCAAAGUCACUCGCAGAGGCGCUUGCCAACUACGCAGGCCAGAAGCCGGCUGAGGACGCCGACUCCGGUCAGCCAGCCUCGAAGAAGAAAAAGGCCAGCACCCCUAAGGCCGAUCAAAAGCAAAGACUGAAAAAGUUGUUGCUACAGCAGUCAAAAGGAUCAGAUGCGAUCACCAGCGAAGAAGACGAGACCGAUGAGAAAGUCCGCAGCACGGACGAACCCGAACUUGCUGAGAUAAAAAACGAAGAAGAAGACGACGAUGAGGAUAACGGCGAUGAAGACGAAGAUGGCCAAGAGGAAGACGACGACGACGACGAAGACGACGACGAAGAUUUCCAUACCGCCGAAUCCGAAGAAGAUAACGACGAGGAGGACGAUGAUGAUAAUGACGGCGAAGAUGAGUCUGUCUCCGACGAGGAAGACAACGAUGAUGGAGAGUCAAACAACAACGACAAUGAAGAAAUCGACGAAGAGUCGUUGCGUGGGUCUUCGGAUGUAAUCGAUCCCCUCAAAAAAGACUUGAAGGAGGACACUCUAACCAGCAAAGUUUUAGACAACCAACCAGUCGACACCCCGCCAACCUCUAACAACGACGACGAUGAGUACAACGACAAGGCACAGCUAAUCAAUACCGAAUAUCCAAAUCAAGAUUUCUGGGAUUUAAGCGAAUCACCAAACGAUCAUGGCACAAAUGAUCCUAAAAGAAUAGACAAAAGCUGGGGAGAUUUCAUAGAAGGUCACACCUCUCUUGGCUUGUUGAACCAUGGUGUCACAUGCUAUAUGAAUGCGGCUGUACAAUCUAUGUGCCACAUUCCUUCCUUAACGCAUUACCUGAUUGACGUUUACAAGGGGAAAUACGAUGAUAAGAUAGCUCCAGAUUCCGUCACGAAGGUAUUGGCAUCCACCGUUGCCAAAAUGUACAGAAUAGGCCACAACAAGAAAAUCAUUUAUAUCAAUUCCAAGAAAUUAUGCAAGCGAUUGAAUGACAUCAAUUGCAUGAUGUCUGAAUGGCAACAAGAAGAUUCCCACGAAUAUUACAUGUCCUUGAUGUCAAGGUUACAAGAAGAUUCAACUCCAAAGGGUGUCAAGUUGAACAAAAGCAUUAUCUACGAUAUAUUUGGUGGGCUGCUAGAUCAAACGGUUACUUGCAAAAAUUGUGGUCAUAUCUCGACAACACAACAAGAAUUUUACGAUCUAUCUUUGGGUCUAGAUAGCCGGAAAAAGAGAACCAGUCUAAUGGUCGAUCCUCAACAAUUGUAUCAGUUGAGAGACCAAAUUGAAAAGUGUGACUCUUCUUCUAAGGAAGCAAAAAUCCAACUAUCUAAGAUAUUGCAACAAAGAAUCUUACUGGCUCAAGAAGAGAGUAACGACUCGAAGUCUCCGGAACAGGAGGAAGAAAAUAGCUCCAGCAAUGGUAAGAAUACACAGGAACAGAAUGAAUCUCGAGAUAAGGAUCAAACUCCGGGACAGAAGCAGGAUCAACUAUCAGCAGAUAAACCAAAUUCCCACCCACAGUCUCAAUCAUCACAGCAAGAACAGCCGUCUUCGAUGGCUCAAAAUGCUUCUCGGAAAUAUUUGCUUGAAAAUUCAAUAAGAGAUUUCUUCACUCCAGAAAUCAUAAAAACCGAUAAAAGAGAUCAAUCUGGCUAUGUAUGUGAAAAAUGUAACAUCAAAACAAAUGCUAUCAAGAUUUCCACCAUCCAAAGGUCGCCUGAAACGUUAUCUAUCCAUUUGAAAAGAUUCAGGUUCAAUGGGCAACAAUCCCAAAAAGUUAAGGCCAAUGUGAAAUAUCCCGAGAUUUUGGAUUUAACGAGCUUUACAACCGACAUGUCGACACCAACAAGAUACAAAUUGACUAGUGUGAUCAUCCAUCAGGGGCGCUCUGUUUCCUCUGGACAUUAUAUAGCACACUGCAGACAGCCAGAUGGAACAUGGGCAACUUACGAUGAUGAGUAUAUUAACAAGAUUCCUAGAGCUAGUGCAUUAUCUGAUCCGGGUGCUUACGUUCUAAUAUAUGAAAGAUUAACAUAUAAGACUGCGAAUGGUGAAGUUGAUGAAGACAAGCUUGUAAAUAACCUAACCACAAGGAAGAGGAAGAGAGUAGAGUCCGGUUCGAGCUCACCACUCAACCCCAAAGCUCAUGCCAAAAGCAGACGAAAGAAAUAA